Habropoda laboriosa is the source of this 1090-nucleotide messenger RNA. Its product is annotated as replication factor C subunit 4. Gene Ontology annotation, cellular component: nucleus; DNA replication factor C complex. The transcript has 6 exons. Lineage: Eukaryota; Metazoa; Arthropoda; Insecta; Hymenoptera; Apidae. The record is from RefSeq and is a predicted model, not a curated record. Gene Ontology annotation, biological process: DNA-templated DNA replication; DNA repair. Gene Ontology annotation, molecular function: ATP hydrolysis activity; DNA binding; ATP binding. Bases 14 to 1090 code for a protein of 358 amino acids.
UUGAGGUAGAAGUAUGCAAGCUUUUUUGAAAACAGGUAAAUUAGGAGGCCCUUCAGAAAUUAAGAAGCCCUCUACUUCACGUACGAAAGAAGAACGUAACAAACCUUCACCACCAUGGGUUGAGAAAUAUCGUCCAAAAACUGUGGAAGACGUUGUUGAACAAGCAGAAGUAGUAGAAGUAUUACGACAAUGUUUAAAAGGUGGAGAUUUUCCAAAUCUAUUAUUUUACGGCCCACCUGGUACCGGUAAAACGAGUACCAUAUUAGCCGCAGCUAGACAAUUAUUCGGUAGCCUCUAUAAAGAAAGAAUAUUGGAAUUGAACGCUUCUGAUGAAAGAGGUAUCCAAGUUGUGAGGGAUAAGAUUAAAUCCUUUGCACAACUUACAGCAGGUGGUAUGAGAAAUGAUGGAAAAAGUUGUCCUCCAUUUAAAAUAAUUAUCUUGGAUGAAGCAGAUAGUAUGACUAAUGCAGCACAAUCUGCACUUCGUCGUACUAUGGAGAAACAAUCUCACAGUACAAGGUUUUGUUUAAUUUGCAAUUAUGUAUCAAGGAUUAUAGAACCCUUGACUUCUCGUUGCACAAAAUUUAGAUUCAAGCCAUUAGGAGAGGAAAAAAUUAUUGAAAGAUUAGAGUACAUAUGCAAUCAAGAGGACUUGAAGGCAAACAAGCCUGUUCUACUAAAAAUUGUCGAAGCUUCGGGUGGCGACUUACGACGCGCCAUCACGUGUUUGCAAUCUAUUACAACAUUGAAAGGCAAAGACAUUGAAAUCACCACUGAUGAUGUUCUUGAAAUCAUUGGAAUUGUUCCUGAUAAAUGGAUAGAUGAAUUAAUGGAAGUAUGCAAGGCAAAAGAUUACAGUAAGGCAGAGGCGUUUGUUGAUCAAUUCAUGUUAGAAGCAUAUGCUUCAUCUCAAGUCAUUGAGCAGCUCAGUGAACGAAUUAUAUAUUCCAACGAAUUAACAGAUAAACAAAAAGCUUUAAUUGCAGAGAAGCUCGGGGAAUGCAAUUACAGACUGUUAGAUGGUGGAAGUGAAUACAUGCAGCUUAUGAGUCUUUGUUGUGGUCUUAUAAAAGCUUAUGAAUUAAUAUAA